Messenger RNA from Nomascus leucogenys (northern white-cheeked gibbon), 5046 nucleotides. It is a transcript of the gene DIPK2A, whose product is annotated as divergent protein kinase domain 2A. The transcript has 3 exons. The record is from RefSeq and is a predicted model, not a curated record. Gene Ontology annotation, biological process: cardiac muscle cell proliferation; regulation of phosphatidylinositol 3-kinase/protein kinase B signal transduction. Lineage: Eukaryota; Metazoa; Chordata; Mammalia; Primates; Hylobatidae. The coding region runs from base 1956 to 2534 and encodes 192 amino acids. Gene Ontology annotation, cellular component: COPI vesicle coat.
UUAUAGGUAAUGAAAUCUGACUUUUGAUUAGACAAUGAAAAGUUCUUGUCAUCUGAGCAAAUGGUGUGAAUUCAUUGAUUAAAGUUCUUCCAAAAGAUUAGGUAGCAAACUAUAUGAAAGAACUAUAGUGCUCUUCUUAAAAUGAGGCAUAACAGAAUUUCAGUUAACAUUGUUAGAAAGCACUCCAUGAAUAUAGAGUUGCUCAAUGUGACAUUUACUCGUAUAUGUUACCCUCUUCUAUGGGGGACUUGGGUAAUGAAGUGUAGUUUUGACUACCAUUUGUCAGUUGGAAAGGUUCCAAAAACAAGGAAGCAUUUGUACAUGUGCAGAUGUUGGCCCGAUUCUUCUUUUCUCCUGUUGUCAAAGACUAUUUUAUUUUCACAAAGAUAUGUUUGUAUCUGUUCUACAAUAUGGCAUGUGAAUAAUAUACCAGUAGUGUUUGGAGGAGUUUUUUGUUUUACUUUUUGCAUGACACAACUAUAUAAUCUUAUAUAUUUCUUAUUUUAGUGCUUUCGUUUUUAUGUCAGGGUCUUUAUACAUGAAUGUUUCUGGGAAAUAGUUAAGUCUUUUGUAAUUGUCUAACGAAAAUUUCAAGAUCACAGAGGUAUUUUAAAUUGGGGAGAAUAGCUGAGAGUGGUGUUUGGUUCCUCAACAGUUUUUGUACUGCAUAUUGGACACGAGUAAUCUCUUUUUCUGAUUCCCAAAAUAAAUUUUAAAAUUCUCAGGCAAGGCACAAAAUUAGAAAUGUGUUUACCUCUUAUUUCUAAAGAACCAGUAGAUAUGAUCUAACUAAAAAAUGGAAUCAAUUAAAUUACUAUAAUUAAUGAUUCAUAUAUAAGUUUUUCAUUUACAUAAUUAGGAUUUCAUCACAAAUCUGCAAUAUUAAAAUUUAAGAGAAAAAGAUUAUAUACACAAAGAACAAGUACAGCUAUUGUGCAUUGUUAUAGUUGAAAGGGAGCAAUUGAAAUUGGGUAAUUAUGGAUGAAAUAUAAUUCUUAAUUUGCUUUUUGUUUUAAAGUUGAUAAAAAUUUUAAUGCAAGAAUAUUAUUGAGUUGUGACAAUUUUAUAAAGCUCAAGGCAAAAUUAAUAUUGCCUGUUUUUCUAAGAGAUACAAAAAUAGGAGCCUCAUUUUGUGGUCACUAAAUGUACGUAGAUUGUUCAGUUUCUAGCAAUAGAGUAUUGACACAGGCAUGCCUUGGAGAUAUUGAGAGUUCAGUUCCAGACCACCUCAAUAAAGCAAACAUCAUGAUAAAAGGGUGAAAGACACCUCUCAAGAAUCUUUCCCUGAAUUCCACCCCACCUGCUUCCUGACUAGGUAAGGCCCCUACUAAAUGCUCCCCUGGGACCUGCACCACUGCUUAGUACCUGACACUUUUCAGAUUCAUAAUUAUUUGUUUGGUGUCUGCAUGCUCUUCUCAAAUAAAAGCCCAUGGCUAAAUGGAGACUGUUUGGUUCACCCUUAAUUGCCACCGUAACACAGUGCCUGAUGCCUGGUAAAUAACUGCUGGUUAAUAGGCUGCAGUGCUAUCAGUUUAAAUAAAAGGAUUGGUUGAUUACAUUUACACAAGUGAAGAAGAUAAGGGAAAGCAUAAAUACUUUUAGAUUUGGUAAUAAAGACAGUAUCUUCCCUCUUAUUGAUCAAUUUGGUUCUUAGAUUUUGAUAAGCAAGACUUGUCAUCCUAUUUUAGCUUUAAAAUGUAAAGUUCUCUAUUUAAAUUUUUUUCACGUCCAUAGUACUGGUAUGAGUUAGGAAAAAAUGAAGUUAAUCUCUAAUAAACUGUUGAAUAUAAUGAGAAAAUCCAAAGUCAUUCCUAGUAGCAAUCUCUGCUGAAAGGAUCUGAGGAUAGACCUAGGAUAUAUUCAUCAGAAUCUCUUAUAAUAAGAUAAUUCUUUUGUAGAGUUUUCCGUCUGAUGAAGGUUGGCCAUUUGCAAAGUAUCUUGGAGCUUGUGGAAGAAUGGUGGCUGUAAAUUAUGUUGGAGAAGAACUGUGGAGUUACUUUAAUGCGCCAUGGGAAAAACGAGUUGACCUCGCUUGGCAAUUAAUGGAAAUAGCAGAACAGCUUACAAACAAUGACUUUGAAUUUGCACUCUACCUCCUGGACGUCAGCUUUGACAAUUUUGCAGUUGGUCCUAGAGAUGGGAAGGUAAUCAUUGUGGAUGCUGAAAAUGUUUUGGUUGCUGACAAAAGAUUAAUUAGACAAAAUAAACCUGAAAAUUGGGAUGUAUGGUAUGAAAGCAAGUUUGAUGACUGUGAUAAGGAGGCUUGCUUAUCAUUUUCAAAAGAAAUUCUUUGUGCUCGUGCCACUGUGGACCACAAUUACUAUGCUGUUUGUCAGAACCUCUUAUCCAGACAUGCCACCUGGCGUGGCACUUCUGGAGGACUCCUUCAUGAUCCACCAAGUGAAAUUGCCAAAGAUGGCCGGCUCGAGGCCUUGCUGGAUGAGUGUGCCAACCCAAAGAAGCGGUAUGGCAGAUUCCAGGCUGCAAAAGAACUGCGUGAAUACCUAGCACAAUUAAGUAACAACGUGAGGUAGUCUAUGGUGAACUUUUCUUUUUUUCUCCGUUUAAACAGCACUGGCUAAAACUAAACCACCAAAAAACUGUCUGAAAAAAUGAAAUCUGGAAGUUUUACAUUCAGAGGAUGAUAAACCUGCACUGAUAGAUCUUAAUGUUAACAUCCAUCAAAAUAAGACAUUACUUCAAAAAUCACAUGAUGCUUCUGCAAAUAAGUAUGUUCUUACACUUUGGAGGCUUGAGCUGUCAUCAGCUGCUCCCCACUACCCCGGAAUGCUUCAGUGGAUUAAUGAAUAUUGUUAAGCUAUUGGAAAUGAGUCUGAUAGUACAUUGGUUUGUGUAUCAAAGGGUACUUCGUACUUCGUUUGCAUUUGCUAUCAUGAUUUUGUGAAUCUCUUGCAUUUACUUUGAAUGUCAAGUCAGAUUGGCCUGUUUUAUAGGCCGCUUUUUCCUUCUGAUGUGUAGGGUUUUUUCCCAUUUUUUUUUGUUAAUUAAAUUUUGGAAAUUCAGGUUACUGUAGGUGUUCAUUUAAAUUUUUACUAGUUCUCAUUCAGUGCUAUUUGGUACAUAUUUACUGUUAGGGCAGGAUUCCCAGGUUUACUGUGUUUUUUUUUUUUUUUAAAGAAAGCUAAAUAUUACAUUAUGUAAAUACUUCUUUUCACCAACUUCUGUAGUUUCGCCAUUGCAUGGUGUCAUUUCAGGUUAUUUAACAGUUAUAUCCCUCUAUGCCAAUAAUUACAAGUGUACACUAAACAUGAAGUUUGGCAUAUGUUGCAAAAUGUCAUUUUAUCUUUUCUAAAGGCUUUAAGAAUAUACUAGAAUCUAUAUAUUGAUGUUAAUUUUGAUUCAGAAAAAAAUACAACCCAGUAUCUAAAAAGUGUUAACUAGUCCAAGAUAAUAAUGCAUAUGCCAAAGAAAUAUUACACCUAGUCUCAUGUUUAGAAUUUAAAAUAGAAUUGAUCACCUACUUAUUCUUACCACCCUACUUCCAGUAUUUUAGCUGUCAUUAUUAAAUUCAGAUCUUCCUGGUAAUUCUUUCUGUUGAAAGUUGAACUACUGCUUUCAAGUAAUUUAAAGUUAUCCUACCUUUUAUUCAUGGGUGGUUUUGCAAAAUUAACAUGGUACCCAUUGUUUGAAUUUAAUCGGGCAUCAUAACCUUUUAUUUAUUGAGGAACUAAUCAUUAUUACUGUAAAGCAGACAAGUUAGCCAGUCAGCCCACUUUGGUCUUUACCCAAUGGUUAACAUCAAAUUUAAUUAUUUGCGUAGAAGUGUGUGGGCUCUUUAAAAAAUGUUAUAUAAGUUGACUAUCACUAACAGGUAAUAUUUUUCUGUUUGAAGUUGUUACUUUUGUUUACAGCAAAGUUUGAUGUAGUGUGCAGUAGUGAGCUUUAGACUGAUCUUUUUCUAAAUCAGAAAGUGAUUAAAGUAUGCACAACCAAAGUCAGGUUUUUCUUUUUCAUUUAUUCAGCAACUAUUUAUUAAGCAUCAACUGUGUGCCAGGCACAUUACUAGCUGCUACAUACUGUCUGAACAUGACAUAUGGUUAAGUAACUUUACAAUUAUUAUCAAAUACUUCAAUGUAGAUAUUUCUUAAGUUGAAAUAGCAUUAACUAGGAUAAUGCUUUCAUGUUAUUUUAUUGUCUUGUGAUAGAAAUUCAACUUGUACCAUCUAAAACUAGGUUGCUAUAAAAAUAGGAGGAUGAAGUCAAUAAAGUUAAUCCCAGUUUAAAAACUGGAAAGAAAAGGUAAGAGCUCUCCAUUGUAAAAUAGUUGCAUUAGGUUAAUUUUUACACAUUAGUGCAUUGCAUAUGUCAACUGGCCCUCAAUGAAGCAUUUAAGUGCUUGGAAUUUUACUAAACUGACUUGUUUGCAACUUUGGGAGAUUUUUGAGGGGAGUAUUUAAAAUUGCCAAACACCUCUUACUCAAAACUUCAAAUAAAGUACACAUUUUCAAAAGGGAGCACCUUUUAUAUUUGAUAAGUUUUCAUUAUAAACCUUAUAAUACCAGUCACAAAGAGGUUGUCUGUCUAUGGUUUAGCAAACAUUUGCUUUUCUUUUUGGAAGUGUGAUUGCGAUUGCAGAACAGAAAGUGAGAAAACACUGCCAGCAGUGAUUGCUACUUGAGGUAGUUUUUUAUAACUACCAUUUCCCCUCCAUGAAAUUAUGUGAAAUUUAUUUUAUCUUUGGGAAAAGUUGAGAAGAUAGUAAAAGAAUUAGGAAUUUAAAAUUACAGGGAAAAAUAUGUAAGUGAAAAGCAAUAAAUAUUUUGUUCACUUUGCUAUCAAGAUGUUCACUAUCAGAUAUUUAUUAUAUGGCAGCAAUUUAUAUUUUUAAUCAUUGCCCAUUAAUAGACGCAGUAAAAUAUUUUUGAAUCAGACAUUUGGGGUUUGUAUGUGCAUUAAAAUUGUCUUUUGUACUGUAAGUUACUGUUAAUUUGAAUAUUUUAUCGAACUGUCUCCCUGUGCCUUUAUAAUAUAAAGUUGUUUCUACAACUUUUAAUGAUCUUAAUAAAGAAUACUUUAAGAAUCACA